CUAGGUGAUGACUUUUUUUCCCUAGCUCACCUCUUGUUCAGCCUUUUUCAGCUGACAGAAUAAGGAAAUAGCACCUGAAUGGGCAAUGUCUCCUGGCAGGGAUGUGUGGAACUAAUGAUUUUAAGAUCACUUCCAACCCAGACCAUUGCAUGCAUCGUGAAAGCAAUUCUAGUAAAACAAUACCUACUUGAGUUUGUUCUUCCACAUUUGCCUGAACACUGCACCUUGUUAGACCUGUGUAACCCCAGGACAGAUAGAGAAGCUGGUGACAGUGAGCUAGAACGUGCUGGUCAUUCAGAUGGGAGACAGUUCAACUGUCCCAACUUUCUGUAGCCAAAACCAGGUACCCUUGUUCAUACCCCUUGUUCACUACUACAGUCCCCUACCACCACUGGAACAAAAGCCAGCAUUGGGGUGUUGUAAGGCUGUAGAUAAUGUUUCCACUGUGUUUAACAGGAGCAAGGAUUAUAAGCAAAGUAUGUUUCCUUAAAGCCCCUGCAUUUUUUUUCCUGAAGAAAGGCAUGAUUCUGAUGCCUUAGAUACAUUAAAAUGUUUUAUACCUACAGAUGGAACAGUUAUAGCUUAGAUUAAAUAUAGGAAUAAAACCUCAAAAGGAUCUCCUGGUCUGCUAAGCAUAGUCUGACUGAGCAGCUUUGUGGUUUGACCUGAUGAAAGAUGGGGCCUUUUAGCUGAUGAUUCCUGUCUCAGACAUUUCAACAUUUUGUUUCUUGUCCAAUGGACCUGUCCUGCCUUGAUUUUUGAUGUAUCUUCAAUAAAGGCUGAGAAGGAAGGUCAGCCAACAAAGCUGUGCUCUGUCAUCCUCGGAUGCUCGUGCAAGUUCAGCAGCACUACUGAGGCUGGGACAGGUCUGGUUAUGUGCCAGGAGAAAGGCAGCAUCAGGGCUGUAGGGAGGAGUGGAUACAAGUUACUGCAUGGAGCUCUAACGGGUGCCCUCCUGAUCCUCUCAGUUCCCUUUCCAGACAGGUGUGAGGAUCUGGGAAUGGCAGACAAAGCUCACGAUGAGGUGCAAGGAGCCUGCGCAGGGGCCCUCACCGAGGGCAGAUCAACCCACCCCUGAUAAUGAGAGCUGCAUUAAGGCCAGUGCUGAGGAGAAACAACAGAGGGUGCAAUCACAGAUGUGGAAAGCAGUUGUGGGACACAACGUGUCAGUGAAAGUGGAGGCUGAGGGAGACGACUGGGACACAGACCCUGAUUUCGUGAACGACAUCUCCGAGCGAGAGCAACGCUGGGGAGCCAAAACCAUCGAAGGCUCUGGCCGCGCCGGGCACAUCGACAUCCAUCAGCUGAGGAACAAGGUAUCAGAGGAACACGAGGUCAUCAAGAAGAAGGAGCUGGAGACAGGCCCCAAGGCAUCCUAUGGCUAUGGAGGCAAAUUUGGAACAGAGCGAGACCGAAUGGAUAAGUGCGCAGUAGGACACGAGUACAUUGCUGAUGUUGGGAAGCACUCCUCGCAGACAGAUGCAGCCCAGGGCUUUGGUGGCAAGUUCGGAGUCCAGCGGGACCGAGCCGAUAAGUCAGCACUGGGCUUUGAAUACAAGAGUGAGGUGGAGAAACACUCGUCCCAAAAAGAUUACUCCAAGGGCUUUGGUGGCCGUUACGGAGUGGAAAGGGAUAAGGUGGACAAAGCAGCAGUGGGAUUUGACUACAAGAGCCAGGCAGAGAAGCAUGACUCUCAGAAAGACUAUUCUGUGGGCUUUGGUGGGAAGUUUGGGGUCCAGAGGGAUCGUCAGGACAAGAAUGCCCUUGGCUGGGACCAUCAGGAAGAAGUGCAGCCCCAUGCAUCCCAAAGAGACUAUGCCAAGGGGUUUGGAGGCCGUUAUGGGGUCCAGAAAGAUAGAGUGGAUAAGAGUGCUGGCUUUGAUGAGAUGGCAGCUCCCACCUCCUCCUAUGAGAAAACAAGACCCCUGGAGGCAGGAGCCUCCAGUGGCACCAGCAGCCUGCGGCAGCGCUUUGAGCACAUGGCCCAGUCGGCAGAGGAGGAGAGCAGGAGGCGGGCAGAGGAGGAGCGGCUGAGGCGGCAGGCCCGGGAGCACCGGCUGGCUCAGCAGCAGCAGGAAAUCGCUCUGAGAGAGAAGGAGCCCACUGAGACUGGUGCAGCCCCUCCAGCUGUGCCAGCAGCGGUACCCAGGGGCACUGCUGGGGACCAGCCCAUGUCACCAGGAGAACAGGAGGCCAAAAGGGAGGAUGAAGAAGUACCACCCACUUUGCCGCCAAGGCCAGCAGAUCUGGAUGCAGAGCUGUGCAAGGUCCCCAGCCAGGGUCAGCCCACCUACAAUGUAAGUUUGGAUGUUGAUGGAGACUACGAGGAGCUGCCAGAGCCCUCUGACUACUGUGACAGCACCAGUGGAGGUGCUGACUAUGAGGAGCUGCCAGCCCCGCUGGGAAAGCUGGAUGCCACCUACGACUUUGGAGGAGAUGGAGGUGAAGACUAUGAGGUGAUCCUUCCUCAGGAGCCCAGACAGAGCCAUCCCCACCUGGGGAACACGGACCAUGCUUCUGAGGGGCAGAGCCCCGGGAUCUGCGCAGUGGCUCUCUAUGAUUACCAAGGAGAUGGAGAUGAUGAGAUUUCUUUUGAUCCUGAUGACACAAUCACGCACAUUGAGAUGGUGGAUGAAGGCUGGUGGCGGGGACAGUGCCAUGGCAGAGUCGGCCUCUUCCCAGCAAAUUAUGUGAAGCUUCUGCAAUGAAAUUAGCCCAGAACAAGCCGCUUCCUUCCCAACUUAGCCUCUGUCAUGGUUUGACACUGGCCAAAUGCCAGACACCCACAAAAGUCACUCAUUCACCCACCUCUCCCACAGCUUUGCAGAGGAGAGAAAAAUUUAAUGAAGGCUUUGUGAGCUGAGAUAAGGACUGGGGGAAAACACUCCAAGGGCAAAAUAGGCUUGACUUAGAGGUAUAAAAAGUGAAUUUAUUACUAACAGAGUCAGAGGAGGAUAAUGAGAAAUAAAAUAAGUCCUUAAAACACCUUUUUUCCCCCAACUCCUCCUUCCUUCCCAUCAGCAGUGCAGGGAGACAGGGCAUGGGAGUUUUGGUCAUUUCAUCACUGAGAUUUUCUUCCACUGCUCUGGGAGAGGAGCCCUUCCCCUGUGAGACCAUGAGGUCCCUCCCAUGGGAGACAGCUCUCUGUGAAUUUCUCUGGCACAGGUCCACUCUCAUGAGCAGCAGUCUUCCAAAAACUGCUGCAGCAUGGGUCACUGUUCCACGGGGUGCAGUCCUCCAAGGACAGGCUGCUCCAGCCUGGGAGCAGGGCCCCCUCUCUCCACUGGCUCUACCACUGGAUCACAGCCUCCUCCAGGCAUCCACUGCUCUGGCAUGGGCACCUCCCUCCGGGCUCCAGGUGGAUCUCUGCAUCCCCAGUGGAUCUCUGCAUCCCCUGUGGAUCCCCACGGGCUGGGGGUGGGUCUCUGCAUCCCCUGUGGAUCCCCUCGGGCUGCAGGGGCACAGCUGUCUCACCAUGCUGUCACCAUGGCUGCAGAGGAGUCUCAGCUCUGGCCCCUGGAGCACCUCCUGCCCCUCCUUCUGCACUGACCUUGGUGUCUCCAGGUUGUCUCCCUCACAUGUUCUCACCUUCUCCUCUCCUCUGUCUGGAAUUGAAAUUGCUCCUCACUUAAAUCACGGAGGUGUUACCAUCAUCUCUCCUUAGCUCAGCUGUGGCCAGCAGCACAUCCAUUUUCAGAGCCACCAGUGGUUGGCUCUGCUGGAUAUGGUGGAAGCUUCCAGAAGCUUCUCACAGAAGCCACCUCUGUGCCCCCCACUACCAAAAACCAGGCCAUGCAAAACCAACACAUUCCACCUCUUGCCUCUGUGUAUCAUAUAUUGAAGAAGCUCAAAACAAAGUGGGCACAGUUUGUUUGGUUUUUUUCUAGCCAUAGAAGAGGGGGAGGUGAGAACAUGUGAGGGAAACAACCUGGAGACAGCAAGGUCAGUGGGAAAGGAGGGGCAGGAUGUGCACCAGGUGCCAGAGCUGAGAUUCCUCUGCAGGCCAUAGUGAGACCAUGGUGUGAAGUGCUUUCUCACAGUCCUUUCUCAACUCAUGAACUCUUUAUUUUUUUUCCCUCCUCUGUGGCAGGGGAGGGUGAGUGACUUGUGGGUGCCUGGCAUUUGGCCAGUGUCAAAUCAUGGCAGCCUCUCUGUGCUUUAGCCUUUCCGCUGUUAUCAGCUUCAUUUGGCUCAGCUCGGUAUAUCCACAUUCAGAGAAAUAUCAAGGAGCAAAUUGGCAGUGCCAGAGGCAAUGUUUUGUCUUAUGCCCAAGAGGAUUUUGAUUCCCACCCACUUCCAGAUGGGAAAGGUGGGAUGGUUUAAGAGCAUAUGAGUGCAAUGCAAGGUCUCUUCUAUCUAGGCUGCCCCACCUGUCAGCCAGCAAGCCUGCAGGAAUGUGUCCUGUUCCCAGUGGGGCAAUUCCCAAAAGCAGAAGUACCAAACCUAGUCUAGGCAAGGCAGAAGGAUGUGAGCUGUGGGACCUUUGUCAGUUGCUGUGGCCCUGGAUCUCAUCCUAAUCAGGGGUCAGGGAAAAGAGCCCUGGGAAAACCAAAUUUGUGUUUAUUCCAAGGAAGAGUUUCCAUUUUUAGGACGAGCCAUGCUUGCAGCAUGGGCCAGAGAAACAUGAACGUGGUCUGUGUGACCCUUUUGGGCACAGGUGUCAAUCCCUGGGGCUGUGCCCUCCCUACCAGCUUCUGCUCUGGCCUGGCUCAGACCGUGUCCCAGUGAUUCUGUGACAGUUCAUGUCCUCUGUGCCUACUGGAGGCUCCUGAAAAGCCUGGCUCUUCAUCACAGAUGUAAGGAAAAGGCUGGGCAGGUGGGAAGCAGGACAGCAGGAAACAUUUUGUUGCUAAUGUUUAAAAAACAGUUUUCAGAAAUGCAAAAGUAAAGCCCUCCCUCAAGCCAGUACCACUUAGGUGGAUGUUCAGCUGUGGGAAUUGUUCCUCUGUGGGAUGCAGGUACCAUCACAGCAGGAAUAAACCAGGGACAGCUGAGUAGAACAGCACCUGAGGGGCUGUGGGACUGAGGGGCUGUGGGAGCACGGCUGUGGGACUGAGGGGCUGUGGGAGCACACCUGAGGGGCUGAGGGGCUGUGGGAGCACACCUGAGAGGCUGCAGGAACACCUGAAGUGCUGUGGGAGCACACCCCAUCACUGCCACUGCCAGCAGUGUGUGCAGAGGGUGCUCUGUGACACUAAAGCUUUAGAGUUCAGUGUGGUUCGCAGGUGAGUCCUGGACCAACCUGCAGUUGACCCUGCCUGUACUACCUGUGCAGGAGUGUGGCAUUCCUGCUCAGUGUUUGAUCCUGGGAAUACCCAACGCUGUCUGUCUGCCACAGGAAAGGUGAAUUGGGAUUCGGGUUAAAAAUUAUCAAUUUUAGUGUAACUUUUCCAGAGGUUUCUUGUUUGGGUUUCUGGUUGGUUGGCUUUGGGUUUUUGUUUGGAGUGCUUUGGGUUUUUUGUUUCUCUGAGGCAACUUCCCCAGUCUUUUUCCUUGUGUGGUUUCUGCUGUUUCCUGCUGUCCCCUUCCAGGGGCUCCUUAGAAAGGUGUCCACUGGUCAGACUGAUGUGUCCAGUGACACUGGACUGAGAGUGCUUCAAGGACUUUUUAGAAUCUAGAAGGGUGUAUAGCAAGGGGGGCUGAGGGGCUCACAGCCUGUCUGGAUAGGAGCAACAGCCCAACCCAACUAGGUGGGUUACAGAAACAUUUCUUUCCUUGAAGCAUAAAAUCAGCAUGUGUUGUGCACUAAGAAAUGGCAAACUGCUCCCAACGAGGCUGUGUGCCCCCUAGUCCCAGUUCUGACUCUCCAGUGGGUUACUUUGGGAACAGAUUAGAUACUGUUGGGUAUCUCUUGGUAACUGAGCUACAGAUGAGUGCGUUUGGGCCCAGCCAAUGUAGGUUGUGUGACUGCAGGUGUCACCUGCCUGUGUCUUCUCCCUUGCCCCAGUGAGCCCGUGCUCCUGGCUCUGCUGCAGUGCUCAUGUGCCUCGUGUGCACACCUGCAGAUCUGGCCACUGCCCCCACAACCACAGAAUGAUUUGAGCUUGGGCCCAGCUGCAGACCCACAGCCAGUCCUCAGCCACCGUCACCCACAGCCACAGCACACACAAAAGCUGCACAGGGAAUUUUUUCUGGCCAUAAAGCAAAGCAUUUCUGGUGAGGAGUUCAAUGCCACCAGCUCUCAGCUCAGUGCUAAGACCUCUGUGUCUGAGUGCAGCACUGAGUCCGUGGGUGGCCUGUGCAAGGCGCUGUGCUUAUGUACAGAGUGCUGCAGAGCCUCCCUGGCAGCCUGGGGAAACCCAGCAGUCAUCAGAUUUGAAGCCAAGGCAUGUGGGGACAGUGGAUGGUGGGACAGCCCCUCUUGCCCAGGCCAGGUUUUGCAAUCCCUGGCACUGCCCUUGUUCUGCACAGAGCCUGACUCAAGACCUGGGGCGGCCCUGAGGCAGAGCUCGUGGCUAUGCUCAGAGCCAGCACAUGUCUGGCUCCACAUGAAUUUGCCUUUUGCAGAGCUGCCUGGCAGUAGCACGGCUGCAGCACCUCCUAUGCCGAGCUCAGCACACGGCAUCUGGAAAAUAAAGACAGAAUCCUGGACCUGUA
Molecule: messenger RNA, 6597 nt
Organism: Haemorhous mexicanus (house finch)
Lineage: Eukaryota; Metazoa; Chordata; Aves; Passeriformes; Fringillidae
Product: hematopoietic lineage cell-specific protein-like
Exons: 15
Coding region: 1020-2708 (562 amino acids)
Biological process (GO): regulation of actin filament polymerization
Cellular component (GO): plasma membrane; actin filament; site of polarized growth
Molecular function (GO): actin filament binding
Source: RefSeq, a predicted model, not a curated record